UCUCACCAUCCUCACCAUCCUUGGUCUCACCCCCUCAUCCUUCCUUCCUCUCUUCCCCCAAAUCUGGGGUCUACCCCUACAUUCCCAGGGCUGCAUUCUGGUCCCCACAGCCCAACCAGACAGGAGGUUUCCUGGGGCCUGUGGAAAGCCUUUGGGUUGGAGAGGGGGUGGAAUCCCCAGGAACCCUGGGGGGCUCGCCUCUGCGGUCGCAAAGGCGAGGACGGGGCCAGGGACAUCGAGUGACCGGAUUGGUCAACUGGGCACGAGGCGCGAUGGUUCCGCCUCCUGGUUGCCAGGGCUCAGCCUAUCCGAGCCCAGGCGGGCCUUGGUCGCCAGGUGGUUGGGGUGGGGGCCCCAGCAGGUGUGUGUGGCAGGGGUUGGGGACCGGGGUUAGGCUGAGUCCUGGACGCCGAGGGAUACCCCCCGAAGCCCCUCCAGUUGGGUGUCUGUGGUCCUCAGACGCGGCGGCGAAGCAGCCCUUCCCUCCUACGCGCUCCCCACCGCCCCAUUCGGCGCGCUCCCGCCUCUGCCUCCCGGGUCUGCAUCCAGCGCGCGCUCCCCCUUCUCCCCCGCCCGCCGCCGAGGGGCGGGCCCGCCUCCCCGCGCCGCCGUCCGCCGCCCCCUCCCCUCGCCUGCCCUCCGCUCGAGGCCGCCGCGGCGCUCCCACCCGGCCCCACCCCAGGCGACCCAGCGUGGAGCGGCGGGAGGCCGGAGCCCGAGGUGCGAGAUGGACAAGAGGGACAAGUCCAGGGCAGGGGCCGCCGGUCGGACGCCCGCUUCUCGCCCUCCCGGCCUUCCAACCCCCAAGCCCCCAGGGUCUCCACGACCCCCUCCCCCAGUAACCAGCGCGGCUCUCCGAGUUCUGGGAGCAGCGGGAGCUGCAGGGCGAGGGCCUCUGGCAGAGCGAGCCGGGGGCAUCCGGGGAGCGGCUCUCCCGGCGGCUACUCCCCGGGUGGGACCGACGCGGAGCGCUGGGACAGGCCCCCGGAGCCCAGCCUCCAGGCCCCCAGCGGCUGGGAGAGGGGAGCGGGCCCCUGCCAAGACCCCAGGCCCAGGCUGUAUCUCUAGCUCCGGGCGUGCCAGCGGGCCCACCAGGCCAGGCCCUCUUGGGCAGAAGGGGCUCCGCCCCCCAGCUGAGGAACCUGUGGCCAGAGGAAAAGCCCCAGAGGCUCCCAGAAGGAGCGCCCUGAGUGCCGGGGCACGGAGAGACUCUUCUGGGUCCAGCCCAGCCGUGUCCUCCCCAGCCAUCUCCCGUCGGUCCCGGGCCGCGGGCGCUGAGGUGGGUGUGCCUCGGGCAGCUCCGAGUGCCCGGCCGCGGCCCCCGACCGACGCUUCCAGGAAAUCAGUGAGCGGCGCCCCAGAGCGCAUCGCCGCGGAGCCUAGCCCUGCCACCAGGAGGCGACCCAGCGCCGGCGGGGGCCUCCAGAAGCCAACCUCCCGCCCUCUGGGCUCCAGCGCCACCCCUCUGUCCUCCCCAGCCCGCUCUGGGACCUCCGUGGCUGGGACACCCCGGGCUCUGGGGCAUCCCUCGCAGCCCAAGUCCAGAGGACUGCAGGCUCUACGCCCCCCGCAGGCCACACCCCCGAGGAAGGGAGCAGCCCCCGUACAGGGUUUUUCUCCUCCUUUGGCCACCUCCUCCCUACCAGGUCCUACUGCACCUUCUCCCCGUAUCACAGCCACUCCCUUGCGGGACUCGCUCCCCUUGUCCCCACCGACCACGCCCCCUUCCCAGGCACUAAACGCUCCUUUGGCCACGCCUCCUCCACUAGCCCCUCCUCCCUCUUCUCCACCCUCUCUGCAGACACACCCCUCUCCGCCGACCACACCUCCUUUGCAAGCUCCACCCACACAUGUGGGUACAUCUUUUCUGGAGUUCUCCGUCUCUCCCUUGGCCACGGCCACUUUUCUGGCUUCAGGCCCUCCAUCAGUUUCACCCGCUCCGCAGAGUAUGCCCCCCAUUGAGGCGUCUUUGGCUUUACCCCCUUUUCCAGAUCUCCCCUUUCCCUUGGCCACACCUCCUUUGUCAGGUCCUCUACCACCAGCCACUGCCGUUCUACAAGCUCCUCUAUCUCAAGCAACAUCUCUGAGGAAAACGCCCUCUCCCCUAGCCACACCCCCUCUUCAGGCUCCUUCCCCUCUGCCCAUGCCUCCUUCGCAGGCCGGUCCUUCUCUGUCUCCACCUCUUCAGGCCAUGCCUUAUACACUGGCCACGCCUCGCACACAGGACUCUUCUCUGACCACAUCCCCUCCACAGAUCUCUCCCUCUCCCUCUCGUCUGACCACACUCUCUCUGCAGGGUCCCCCUCUAAGCUCGCCCUCUCCUCCGGCCACGCCACUGGCCACUCCCCCUCAACAGGCCACACCUCCUAUACAGACCCCACCUCUGGCCUCACCGCCUCUGCAGGACCCUCCUCCUCUGGCCGUGCUUCCUCUACACACUCCACCUUCUCUGGCCACGCCCCCCUUACAGGCCUCUCCCUCUCAGAGCCUGCCUCCUCUGCAGGCUCUGCCUCCUCUAUCCUCACCCCCUCUGCAGGCCCCUCUCUCUCCCCCUGCUUCACCCCCUCUGCAAGACCCUCCCUCUCCCCUGGCCACGCCCCCUCCGCGGGCUCCACCUUCUCGGGCCUCACCGCCUCUGCAGGCCCCUCCCUCUCCCCCCGCAUCACCCCCUCUGCAAGUCCCUCCCUCUCCCCCUGCUUCAUCCCGCCUGCAAGUUCCUCCCUCUCCACCCGCUUCACCCCCCCUGCAAGUCCCUCCCUCUCACCCCGCAUCACCCCCUCUGCAAGUUCCUCCCUCUCCCCCCGCUUCACCCCCUCUGCAAGUCCCUCCCUCUCCCUCCGCUUCACCCCCUCUGCAAGACCCUCCCCCUUCCCUGACCACGCCCACUCUUCGGGCUCCACCCUCCCUGGCCUUGCCCACUUUGCAGACCCCUCCCUCUGCCCCUGCCUCACCCCCUCCGCCAGCCCAACACCGCCCCCCAACCCCGGGUCCCGAUGUCCCAAUCUCAGGCCCACGGCUGACCCUGGCGCUGGCCCCGGGCCCACCGCCGCCGCCCUCGCGCAGCCCGUCCAGUACGCUGAGCGGCCCGGACCUGGCGGGCCACAGCAGCAGUGCCACGAGCACGCCCGAAGAGCUGCGGGGCUACGACAGUGGGCCCGAGGGCGGCGCCGCAACCUCCCCGCCUGCUGAUGCAGAGCUCGCCGCCUGCCACCCGGCAGCCUGGAGCCGAGGUUCCGCUCCGCCUCUGGCCAUCCGCAGUACCCCAGGAGCGCCCCUGCCUUGGUCCCCUGCUGCGGGGUCGGGCUCCACGGACGGCUUGUGCACCAUCUACGAGGCUGAAGGGCCCGAGUCGGCGAGCCCCGCCACAGGCGCGCUGGAUCCGGGGCCCGGGCCAGGCGCCAGCGGUGGGAAGGCGGCGGCUGGGGCUGGGGCUGGAGCGGCCUCGCGGGGCGCGAAGCCGGCGCGCCUGGGCGAGCUGCCGCUGGGGGCGCUGCAGGCGAGCGUCGUGCAGCACCUGCUAAGCCGGACGCUGCUGCUAGCUGCGGCCGAAGGUGCUGCGGGCGGCACCGGUGGCCCAGGGGGCGCGGGGGGCGGCAGCAGCGCUGGGGGCGCCCGCACUGCGCUCAGCGACGCCGAACUGGGCCGCUGGGCCGAACUAUUGUCUCCCCUGGACGAGUCCCGCGCCAGCAUCACCUCUGUCACUAGCUUCUCCCCGGAUGACGUGGCUUCCCCGCAGGGUGACUGGACCGUGGUAGAGGUGGAGACCUUCCACUGAGCCAGAUCCUAGCCCCUCCCACCCACCCCACCCCUGCCUUAGGACCCUCCCCUCAAGUUACACCUCUUUGUCUUAGAUCUCCCGCUCCCCUCCUCCCUGUGGAUUGGUCUCAGCCCCUUUAGAGCCCUAGAAUUUUGGCCCAGGCUUGCGAGCCACCCACACCUUUGGCCAAGGCCCUCCCCUUGAGCCCCGCCCCUUUGGCCUAGGACCAGCUCCCGCGCCCCUCGAGCCCCGUUCGUCCCUCGGUCUAGGCCCUGCCGGUGUCCAGUGUAUUGUCUACCGCGUACAGCCCGAGUUUGCAAUAAAGGCGGGACACUGAAGCCUGUUCACUUUCGCCUUCGCGGUUGCGGCCUGCUGGACUCCCGCUGCGCAGAGGACGGCAGGGCGGCGCGAGGGGCCGGGGCAGGCCUUGCUGGAGACUGUGCACAACAGAAGCUGCUGCCUCCCAGCCUACCGUCCCAAGAGAAAUCGGUGCUGUUGCAAUGGGACACUGUCACCUCCAUCCCUUGGAGCCAAUCAGAUAGGUGGCAAACGACAGAGAUUCCCUUCCUAAGCUGAGCCCUGGUGAGGACCCAGGCAUCCUUGUUUCCAGAUGCUGAGACAAGCCCGAGGGGGACCCCCACUGCCUGGUUCAGUUCUGUCUCUGCACUGACCCCCAAGACUGUAAUCCAUCUGAUGGUGCCUCUCUCACCUAAGCCCUCCAUGGCUCCCCAGUGCCCUCAGUUCAAGAACCAGGCACGGAGGCAGAGCACCCAGAAGGCCUCAGAAGUGUGUGCUGAAUGGAGGAAACUAGAUCCUGAAUCUUCCUAAGGUCCCGAGACCCUUCAUUCCUCCAUGUAUCUCAGGGCCCCCAGAGUCUCGGUCUCCCGCAGCCGUGACUGCUCCAGCUCCAUCUCCAGGUGGGCCACAAAGUCCUCAGUGAGGCGCGGGUUAUCCUGGGGGCGGGCAGAGGGCUGCGUUGGGCCCCAGGCUGUGGCCGGAGCAGGCAGCCUUCCCGCCAGCUGGCUGUGGGCCCAGGCCUGGCCCCGCCCCCUCCACCUCGAGGGCAGGGGUGAGGGGGGUGGGGGCUCAGACUGUGGGUGGAGAAGGGGGUGAGGAGAAACGCUGGAUCCCCUGGAGGGGCUGAACGCCAUGGGGGCCCUGAUGCUCUGUGUCUAGGGGUCCUGGGAACAGAGGGGACUUUCCAUGGCCUCAGGAUUCCAUGGAAACAAACACCAGUGACUGGUUCCCAGGAUCACUGGGGUGAGGGUGGAGGGUGAGUUCUCUGGGGACCCCUUCCUGCCAUGUGGUCCGUGGCCUAACCACAGGAUGGGGGUUGUACAAGGCAGGUGGGGAAAGAGUUUGCUGAGACUACUUUCUCGGUCAGUGCCCAGGGAUUUCUCAGAGGUACCCUGGCAGGGUCCCAGGGGUGAUAGGUGGGGCCCACAAAGACCUGGCCAUGGGAAUUCCCUGGUGGCCUGGUGGUUAAGACUCUGUGCUUUCACGGCAGGGGGCACAGAUUCGAUCCCUGGUUGGGGAAUUCAGAUCCCACAUGCCACAGCCAACAAAACAAAACAAAACAAAACCAAACCUGGCCAGUGGGGAAGGGAAGCCCUGGGGUGAGAGUGGGGCCUGCAUCUUGCUUCCCUGGGUGGCUUGGCAGGGCAGUUUUCUGGGAGGUUGGCCCAGCCACCCCCUUCCCUGGCUGCCACCCUCUUGCCCUGCCUGCCUAGCUGCCCAGGUGAGCUGCUGCCCUUGACCACUGGGGGUCUCUGAGGUCCGUGGGUGCCAGUGGCUCUUCCUUGGCUCAGAUGGGCUCCAGGCUCCACGUCAAGCUCUGCCAGGCUGCACCUCCUCCAGGGGUCUCUGGAGACCACACUGGCACCUCCUGUACUCCCUCCCUCUGCCUGCAGUGGCCUCCCUGCCUCACCCAGCUCCGCGUCAGGCCCUAAAGGCCAGAGCUCAGAGGCGGCAGGUGAAUGUCUCUCCAGCUGGCCUGAGAGGAGACACCGUGCCAUGGGUGGGGUUAGCCCAGCCUCGGUUUUCCCAUUAGCCUGGCUGCUUCAGUGCCAGGUGGGGCUACAGCACUCGGAGUUGCAGGGAAGGAGGUGGAUGCAGGUGAGCAGUGGUGAAGUUCCAACCCCCUGUCCCCAGGAGUGAAGAACCAACUCGCGUCCCUCAGGCCAGGUCUCCAGGCCUGGGUGAGGGGGCCCUCCUCAAUGAGUGACCCUUCCUUCUCUUCACCCACUGUUUCUCAAGCACCCUGUGGUUUUUCCAAAUCAGGGACUCACCAGCCCCCACCCCCAACUCACUGCCAGGCUCUGCUGGGUUCAGCCCUGGAUGGCAGGGAGACGACAGCAUCCUUCCCUGCCCCUCUGGGGCCCGUGCUCGGGCAUGCAUGCUGAGUUCGGAGGCUGCAGCUGCUGGUGGGUCACCAUGGAAGGAAGGCAGCAUGCUGGGUACAGCUAGAGGAAAGUUCUGGAAGUUCUGAAAGCCCAUGGUCCCUCCCACCACCCAUCCCACCGGCUCAGGCUGGUGGGCACAGGCCAGACUUCUGAGGGCAAAGUGCUGAGCUCUGGAGGGGGUGACCCCCUCCCUUGUUGCAGGUCCUACCCUGCAUGGCUGGUGCCCCUGCCAGGGAAGCUCUGAAACUGAGUCCCCCUAAAACUGCGUUCCCCUGCUGAGCUUCUGAUUAACCUCUCUCUCCAAAACUUUACUGCCUUUCUGUGCCACCCCUGCCCCACUCAGGAUUGACCAGUUUCAAAGAAAAUGGGGGAUUGAAACUGAGCAGGACCCCGUGGGGGCCUUCCUGGGCACAAAAGCCCUUCGGUGUCCCUGUUGCUCAUUUGUAGAAAAAGGUUUUAGUCUCCUAGGCCUUCCCUGAGUUCUCGAGAGCAGCCUGAAGCACUUAAUGACGAGGACAGUAGAGUCACAGGAGGCCCAGGUCCUCCCGAAGGGAUAAAGAUAACCGUCGGACAUGGAUCUUUGAGCUGUCCUGCAGAAACUGGGACCCCCACCCAGGUGGAGGACGGUGACUACAUGCUGACCACAAGCACACAGACCCCAGACUGGUUGGGACCAGAAGGCUGAUGAUUGAGGUUCCCGAAACAUCACCCUGUUACCUCACCAUCAACCAAUCAGAAGGAGGUCCACGAGAUGAUCAUGCAUCCUAGGUCCCUCUCCUUUAACACUGCCUUUAGAAAAAGCCACUGGGGACUUUUGGGGUUCUUUGGAGCGUGAGCGGCCUGUUCUUGUUUGCAAUAAAUGCUGUACUUUCCUUCACCACAACCUGGUGUCAGGAGACUGGCUUUGCUGCAUGUCAGACGACUGGAUUUGGGUUUAGUUCAAUAACAGCCCAAUAGCCCUUCAGAUCCUGGGGAGGCACCGGGGCUCCCCUAAGGAAUCACAGCCCCGUCCGUGGAAGGAGGGGUCCCUGCAGGGACGGCUGGCUCCCAGGGGCUCUUGUGCUGGGGCUGGGGGCUGGAGAGGCUGGCUGCCGUGCUCUCAGUGUGGUAGGCCGGCCGCUCCCCUAGGAGGUGGGAUCGCCCCUGGGUGUGGGGCUGCUCGCUGAAGGUGGGGUUUGGGGAGAAUCUGCACUCUACUCUGGGUCCACUGCCCCCCAGGAAGGAACAGGAGGGCCAGGGACUGAGGCAGGGCUGCUUUGGAGCCAGUUGCUCCAGAGCCCUGCAGGCAGCUGAACACGGGGAGUGGCCUGGACCUCGUGGCCCCGCCCACCCGGCCUGGUACCUGCUGCUGCUGCAGUUGCCGGAUGGUGCUCUGUGCCUUCUGCAGGUCCUCGGCUGCCGAGCUGCACUGCUGCCGCACCACUGCCAGCUCCCGCUUGAUGACGUAGUUCUCCUCGGCCUCCUGCGCUCGUGUCACCUGCCCCUGAGCACAUCGAGAACAGGCUGCCAUGACCCUCUGCUCGCACCCCAGGCUCUGCCUGGAGCCCACCUCAGGGGAGGCCCAGAGAGGGUGGAGGCGGGGCGGAAGGAGGAGGGGUGGGGCCUCCCACACUCAGAGCCUGAUAUGGGGCACCCCAUGAGGCCUGGGGCUGUUGGGGGAGUGGGGGACAGGCAGGAACAGGACACAGGGAGGAACCUGGAGGAACAGACCCACCCAGGGUCCAGGCUCUGGCUCAGCCUCUGUCCCAGGCGAGGAGAGACAAGUCUUUAUCUAGGGCAGACGGCACAGCAGAGACUGGGCUCCGCUGAUGACACUGGACCUGGGGGCAGCCGAGGGCCCAGAGGCUCAGGGCUAGCUCCUUUGGGCCAGGUCAGGGGGUGGGAGACACCUCUCCCUGGGCCUUCUCCAGUCCUGGGCCCCGGGACUUCCACCUGCCCGAGACUAAGCCAUCCCCAGCCUCGUCCCCUCCCCCCACUCAUUUUAGGCCCCCCAUUCCAGGCUCGGAGCCACCAGGUGGUGGGCAGAAGCUUCCAGAUAAAGCCAUUCAAGAUGAAGCAGCAGCAGAAGCAGGUGAGUGAGAGAAGAUGGCAUGCCUUGCAGGUAGGAGCAGAGAAGAGCAUGAGGGGCCAGAAGGGGUGAGUGAGUGUGUGUGUGUGUGUGUGUGUGUGUGUGUGUGUGUGUUGCGGAGGGGCAACUGUGCACACAGCAGGGCCUGUUGCUGAUGCGGCCAGCCUGAGGGUCCCCGAGCCCUCCUGGGUCCCCACCUUUGUCCCCUGGAGGGAGGAAACCCGUGCAUGUGUGUGUACGUACAUUCCCAGACGUGCCCGCACACACCAUGCGUUCACACGCGCGCCCCCUGCCCCAGAGGGAAGCAUCUGUCUCCUGGGAGAAGCGGUCCCCAGUCACCCCCAUGCACAGUGCCAGGCCUGCCCCCUCACCCCCCCGGGAUGGCUGCGGCCAGGGAAGAGGGGGUCUGGUGGCCGGGGGACCGGGAAGACGUGGGAGGGAGAUGAAAAGCUACAGUACCUGGAUUAACCUAUCAGCCAGAGCAGCGCUCUCCUACCCGGCGGAGGGGUUCCGAGCGACAGGGGGAGGAGGCAGAGCGGAAGGCGCGGGGACAGGAGAGGGGGAGAGACAGACAAGAACCACUCGUCACUAGUGCAGUGGACUAUCUCUAGAAGCAGGGAGAGAGGAGUGAGACCGGAGAACCAGAGAACCAGCAGGAGAGGACCCGGAGGAAGACCAAAGCCAGAGCCAGCUCCGUCCUGGAGAGGGGUCUGUGUGUGAGUGUGGAGGGUAGUGCCACCCAUGGGGGCUGCCGGGCUGGGGCCUCGCUCCUGAGUGAGGAGGUGCCAUCCGGGGAGGGGGCGGGGGAGGGAAGCCCUGGGCGCGGCGGGUGCGUUUUAAUUUGGAGGCAGAACACGAAUCAAGGCUUUGGGGCAAGGGCGACACAUUCCACCUCCUCCCUGUGGUCAGUGGAGGGUCAAGCGAGACUGAGCGGGAAGCUGGAAGCAGAGGACCCCCGUCUCGACUCUCAUCUUUAAAAACAGUUUGGGGGCCAGGGUCAAGGCCAUGGCCCGCCCUCCUUUGUGCAAGGCCGCCCCCUCCUUCUCCAUCCUAUCUGCUUUCUUGUGUCAGACAAGCCUGCACCCAGGCAGCCCGGGAAGGCACCGGACACAAAUGGAUUUCUGUGUUUGCAGUUAACACGG
Molecule: messenger RNA, 9369 nt
Organism: Hippopotamus amphibius kiboko
Lineage: Eukaryota; Metazoa; Chordata; Mammalia; Artiodactyla; Hippopotamidae
Gene: PRR36
Product: proline rich 36
Exons: 10
Coding region: 728-3775 (1015 amino acids)
Source: RefSeq, a predicted model, not a curated record